UUAAUUGAAAAUUAAGUCAAGAGUUUGAACAGCUCAAGUUAUUUUGAAAGAUAGAUCUAAAGGGUCAGUAAAAUUUCUUAAUGUAAAAGAUAAAUGCCAUCAUUUUUAUUUAUGCGAUAUACUGAAAUAUGUCAUUUUUAUUAAGGUUUAAAGAGAAUGAAAGCCAUAAGUAAUCAAGUGAAGACAGAAUGACCUGCCUGACACCAAACCAGCAAAAAUAAAUAGGGUUAUUCACCUCCAUGAGUCAUCAAGGCAAGGGAAGAAAUAAUUUCAUGGUGCAGAAGCUCUAAUGAGCCCAACCACCCUCUUUGUGCCCAGAGCUGUUAGGUAACUAAACUUAUUAAAGAAGUUUCCAUCAACACACAGAGAAAUUUGCAAAACUCAUUAAACUAUAUGAUAAAAGAGAUAUGAAAGGGACUUAUUGGUAGAGUAUUAUAAAACUUGCAUGGCCAUUUAAUCUUGAUAAAAAGUUGUGUGAGAAAUUUGGAAAAUUUUCUUUCUUUGCACAAGGGCAUAAGUUAGCCUUAGAAGUUACCAGCCUGAAGGAAUAAUAAGAGGUCUUUUAACGGUGAUAAAAUCAAGAUAAGGUUUCAGUUUUUUAUUGCUGUAUAACAAAAUACCCCAAAACCUAGCGUACACAAGUAAACUUGGAGUAAAACAUCAACAGCUUAUUGUUUCUCACUAUUCUGUGGGUUGGCUGGGUUCAGCCAAACGGUUCUGCUCCGCAUGGCAUUGGCAGGGGUCGUUCGCUUGGCUUCCUCAUUGAGCUGGGCUGGAGAGUCCAAGAAGGCUACACUCACAUUUUUAGUGUGUUGGUGCUCCUCCAUGUGGUCUCUCAUAUAUGCCUAGACCUCUUAAAGGCCAGGCCUAGAACUGGUAAAAUGUCAGCUCUGCCACAUUCUAGUGAGCAGAGCAACCACAAGUCUUGUUCAGGGAAAUGGGUGGAUUCUAUAUCUUGAAGGAUUAAGCAGCCCACAUAUGUAGGGAGAGAAAAAAUUAAUGUGUCCAUCGUUGGAAACUAUCUGCUACAAAUAGUGGUAGUGCAGCAUAGAUCUACUAGAAAAAUCAAGCACAAACUUCUAUUUUAAAAUCAGUUUGUCGGAGGCCGGGCUACGCCGAGCCCUGCACGUGAACAGCUGCGGCAGGGGCAGCAUCCAGCGGCGGUGCCAGCAGUUCCAGCCCGUUGCUUUACUUUUUAGCUGCACCAACGUAGUCAUUAUGCCGAAGAGAAAGUCUCCAGAGAAUCCAGAGGGCAAGGAUGGAUCCAAAGUAACUAAACAGGAGCCCACCAGAUGGUCUGCCAGGUUGUCAGCGAAACCUGCUCCUCCAAAACCUGAAUCUAAACCAAGAAAAACAUCUGCUAAGAAAGAACUGGCAACAAAGGUUAACAAAGGUGCUAAAGGGAAGAAGGAGGAAAAGCAAGAAGCUGGAAAGGAAGGCACAGAAAACUGAAUCUGUAAACGAGGGAGAAUGUAUUGUCAUGAAAAUCGGAGUUGAUUUUAUGUACCUGUUGGGACAACUUUUAAAAGCUAUUUUUACCGCGUAUUUUGUAAAUGCUAAUUUUUUAGGACUCUACUAGUUGGCAUACAAAAAUAUAUAAGGAUGGACAUUUUACCUUCUCAUAGUCAUGAUUUUUGGAAAUUCCCAUCAUCCUUGAGUAAAAUAAAUACCAAUUUAAUAUUGGAAGCUGUCUGUAAAAUUGAUUCACCGUUCCAUGCACUUGCUUUAAAAAUUUAGUCCUGAGCAUACUGUGGUGUUUUUACUGUGGGUAUUUGAAUUUUUUCAUGCAGUUUUUCUAGAGCAAUAAUCAGUGGUGCUUUUGUACCUAGGUUUUAUGUGAUUUUAAUGAAACAUGGAUAGUUGUGGCCACCUGCUGACUAUUUGUGGUUUAAAAUAAAAGGUUUUCCUGCCUGCAAAAA
Molecule: messenger RNA, 1919 nt
Organism: Balaenoptera musculus (blue whale)
Lineage: Eukaryota; Metazoa; Chordata; Mammalia; Artiodactyla; Balaenopteridae
Product: high mobility group nucleosome-binding domain-containing protein 3-like
Exons: 2
Coding region: 1219-1452 (77 amino acids)
Biological process (GO): chromatin organization
Cellular component (GO): chromatin; nucleus
Molecular function (GO): nucleosomal DNA binding
Source: RefSeq, a predicted model, not a curated record